UCUACCUCCUGGGCUGCCUUGGCCAGGCCAAGGCCGAGUGGCCACAGCCCCUGUGGCUGGAGCCCCUGGAGGACAUGAUGGAGGUCACAGCAGCCUCUCCCGCCUGCAGGCCCAGGAGGAAGAGGAGGUGCAAGGCCCUGCGCCGCACUGCCCGCCAGGGUCACCCCCAGGAGGCUGAAGAGACGUCUGCUGAGCAGAACGGGGGAGAGAAUGCAGGACAGCCCUCCCCGGAGGCUGCAGUGCGGGGCACUGUGGUCCGUGCCAUGCAGAAGGUGCUCUGGAGCCGCCUGCAGGAGCUCCCGGGCCUGGCGCUGAGCAGGGAGGCCGUGGAGGGCAUCGCUGUGGGCAUCGAGGCUGCCCUCUUCAGCCUGACACAGGCCACCAACGGCCACUACAAGAACAAGUACCGCAGUCUGCUGUUCAACCUGCAGGACCCCCGGAACCCCGAGCUGUUUCUCAAAGUGCUUCGCGGGUCUGUGCCCCCCCACGGUCUGGUGCGCAUGAGCUCCAUCCAGCUGGCGCCCCAGGACCUGGCCCGCUGGCGGGACCAGGAGGAGAGAAGGGGCCUGGAACGCCUUGAGCAGCUGCAGAAGGAGCCCCGCAGCCUCCCGGCCUUCAAGGUGACCCACAAGGGGGAGGUGGAGAUCCUGCGGGACACGGACCAGAGCCUGACGCUCGAGGACCUGGUGGGCCCCGUGAUGCCACCCAUGCUGGAGGACCCCGCCGAGCAGCGCAAGCCCCACGUCCCGGACCCCAGCAGCCACAUCUGCACGGGCCCGGACCCCACGUGUGAGCCGCAGGACUCCCUCAGAGCCCCCGGCAAGGUGGCGGACAAAAACUUCCAGAACAUUCUGAACUCAGCCCCUGUGUGCUCUCCAGAGAUCCCCCAGAGUGGGCUGAAGCCUCCCGUGGAAGCCCAGGACAGGUCACAGAUGCCCGCUGGGCCUCCCAAGGCCGCCCCCAGCCAGCCGCCCUGGGAGGGGGCUGUGGACAUGUUCUCCAUCCGGCGCUUCCGGGCCAAGGCCCAGCUGGUGUCAGGACACAGUUGCCGACUCGUCAUGGCCCUGCCAGAGGUGAUCCGCUCAGCAGGCUGCAUCCCCUCCAGCACCGUCUGGGACCUUUUGGCCAGCCUCUGCCCAGCUGAUGCCAAGGACGUGUGCGUGGUCAGGCUGUGCCCACAUGGCUCCCGGGACGUGCAGAACUGCCGCCUGCUCUACUCCUACCUCAACAACAAGCAGCGCCACGGCCUGGGCGCCCUGGAAGACAUGAGGCUGGUCCUGCUGCCCCUGCCUGCCUUCCAGCCGCUGCCGGCCAGAUUCCGCCCACUCGGAGGCCCAGGCCUGGACGUCACUCACUCCAGCCUGUUGCUGGCCGUGCUGCUCCCCAGAGCAAAGCUUCCGGACCCCACAGAGUCAAGCCUCUUGAAGGGGAAGGUCCGCAAGACGGUCUCCUUCAGCAAACGGGUGGAGCUGAGAUGCUACCAGCCAGAGGCCAGGAAGCCGGCGGUGCCCCCAGAGGGUGUCCCUGCCCCCCAGCAAUAUCAGGACGGAGGCAGCCUGACCCCCAGGAGACCGUGUACAUGGCAGAGACCCUCCAGAGGCAGGGGCAGACUGUGGGGAGAGCCUGAGACCAGGCAGCGUCCUGAGCAAGGACAGUGUCCCCCAGAACUGCACUGGAGCCAGUCCUGGCACCCCUGGUCAGCAGCACCAACAGAUGCUGGUCAGAGCCAUGGCCAGCACUUCUCCAGGACCACCUGUCCCCGCCAAGCCCUUCUACAAUAUCUUGAAUCCCUGGUGGCCAUGAGCCACCAGCUCCAAGCCUCACUCGGGUGUCCAGACCAGGUCCUUGCUCCUCCAUCCUUCGCCACAUCUGCCCCACCCACCACGACAUCGGAGAUCCUUGGCCUUGUCUGCCAGCUCCCCACACUACCUGGCCCCCUGGGCUUGGCCUCUGACUCCUCUUUGGACCCAGCAGAAGAACCUGUCCCUGAGUGUCCCGAGGAACGUGACCCUGAGUGUCCCUAGACACCCAUCAACCCCCAGGAGAGAGGCUUGGAUUCCCUCCCGGGGCUGACACUCAGCCCUCUCCUGGGGGAAAGGGUGAAGAAGCAGGGGGUCAGCUCAGUACACCUGUCCUGUUAGGGUUUCCUGUUCUGCAAUCUGACUGAUGUUGAUUUUUGGUUCAAUAGAGAAUUUGUCAGAAUUGAGACUGCAUCUGC
Molecule: messenger RNA, 2218 nt
Organism: Sorex araneus (European shrew)
Lineage: Eukaryota; Metazoa; Chordata; Mammalia; Eulipotyphla; Soricidae
Product: SPOC domain-containing protein 1
Exons: 12
Coding region: 75-2024 (649 amino acids)
Biological process (GO): DNA-templated transcription
Cellular component (GO): nucleus
Source: RefSeq, a predicted model, not a curated record